Molecule: messenger RNA, 2214 nt
Organism: Pollicipes pollicipes
Lineage: Eukaryota; Metazoa; Arthropoda; Thecostraca; Pollicipedomorpha; Pollicipedidae
Gene: TBC1D16
Product: TBC1 domain family member 16
Biological process (GO): activation of GTPase activity
Cellular component (GO): early endosome
Molecular function (GO): GTPase activator activity
Source: RefSeq, a predicted model, not a curated record
CGUGCCUGACCCCCGAGCUGUGGCCCGAUCUGGUGACGUUGGAGGGGGCCGUCCGCGCGCCCGACGAGCUCAUGCAGAUGGUGUUUUUCGGUGGUCUGGACGAGCGUCUGCGGCCACUGGUCUGGCCGUUGCUGCUUGGCGUGAACGCGAUCGGCUCCACGGAGGCAGAGCGCGAGGAGCGGCGCGCGGAGCUGGAGCGAGAGUACGAGCGCAUCAGUGAGCUGCCGGAGCGGCUGGAGGGGGCGGCGCGCGAUGAGUUCCAUCGCCUGGUGACCUCGACGGUCGACAAGGAUGUGGUGCGCACCGAUCCGGCCAACCCGUUCUUCUGCGGCCGCGCCAACCCCAACGUGCAGACUCUCAGGCGAAUCCUGCUGGGCUUUGCGGCGGCGAACCCGGCUCUGGGCUACACGCAGGGCAUGUCGGACCUGCUGGCGCCGCUGCUGGAAACCCUGGGUCAGCCGGCGGCCGCCUACUGGGCGCUGGACGCGCUGCUGAAGCGCUCCGCCUCCGUCAUCAGUCCGCGCGACGACGUCAUGGACCGCCAGCUGGCGUGCCUGCGCGAGCUGCUGCGUCUGCUGACCCCGGAGCUGUACCAGCACCUGGCUGCCGUGGAGGACGGCCUGGAGCUGCUCUUCGCGCACCGCUGGCUGCUGCUCUGCUUCCGACGCGAGUUCCCAGAGCCGACGGCACUGCGCAUCUGGGAGGCCUGCUGGAGCUGCCCGACCACUCGCCACUUCUGCCUCUUCGUCUGCGUGGCCGUCUGCGCCGCGUACGGCGCCGAUGUGACGUCACUGAGCAUGAACGCCGACGCCGUGCUGCUGCACUUUACCAGCCUGAGCCAGCACAUGGACGGUGACGUCAUACUGCGCAAGGCGCGCGGUCUGCUGCACAGGUUCCUCAGUCUGGAGUCGGUGCCGUGUACGCUGGCGACGCUCUGCAGUGGAGACGGCGGCGGUCCUUGGGACCUGUGUCGGGUCACGACAGUGCAGUGCCGGGGUCACCCGGACGGCCGGCCGUGCCCCGCCGCCGCCCGGUGACGGCGACCCUUGACCCCGGGCGCGAAGUCCGACCUCGGGUCAUGACCCCUUGACCUAGGAUAUGACCCCCUGACCUGGGUCACGACGCAGGACGGCAGUUUUUGAUGCCCGCUCUUGGGUCGUGACCCCGACCUCAUGGUAUGAUAUUGACUGGAUCAUGACCCAUGACCCACGAGCCACAAUCCUGACCCCUGGCGCACGUCGUGGCCCGUCUGACAUGAGCCUAGCUGCUAGACGGGUUGUGCUGUCGCACGUGUAGCCGUGCUGUCAGGUUUAACGUCGCAGGCCAAGCUGUGAUGGCUCGAGGGUCUUAACGACUUGUGUUAUUUAAGAAAGAUGGAUACACGAACAAUGGCAAUAUACUAGUCACAUUAGAUAUUUUUGACGCGUGCGGGAGUUGGUUUGUUCUGUCUGUCGCGGCAUUACGUGGCCGGCUGCAGAGUCUGCUGCAGAUUCUGCAGCCGGUCAGCUGUUGUGAACGAUAGGGGGCACAUUUAAGCUCGCAGGCCUGCAAACCGGGGGCAAACAGAGCUCAAAAGCGGCAUCUCCAAAGUCCAAAACACCUGAUGGCCCCAGAAUCUGUCGUGGGUUUUGUAGGAUUUAGUUGCAGCGGACCAGAGGUACCACGUUUGAGCUCUUAGCUCUCGCUUUGCGGGCUUGGUGUGGCACCCCCAGCCCGCAACAGCUGACUGGCAGCAGACUCUCCAGCAGAUUGAUGCGCACACGCAAAAUGGCGGCGACUCCCAUGCAGAGUUGGUUGUGACGUGCCUGAGUUACCUCGUGACCGUGGCGAGCCGCGACGCGUCAGAUAAUGGCAGUUGUCCUGUUUAACCGUUAGCCGAAUGUAACCUGUGGGGCGUAUUAGCCAGCGCUGUGCGGUGUGUCCUGCGUUUACUGCUGGGAGCGGAGUGUGUAUUUAUUGGGGAGGGGAGUGUGUGUAAUGGAUGCUAUCCAGGUACUCUUGCCUUUACCUCGCUAUCGUAUCGUGCAAGCUCUGAACACACGGCAUAAUGAUGUGAUAUCACUCGGUAGCUUUGUUGUCAGGGCCCUAUGGCCUUAUCGCAUGGGUCCACGGUCUCGGCUUUGCUCGCCGUUGGCACCGCUUCGGGGAAUUGCAAGCUCGUGGAAACCGACCACACCGGGCGUGGGUGACUGCCGUGCCCUUGCGAGCGGAAUA